AUGUCAGAUGAUCAUCUUAAACAAGAAAAGGCUUUAAUGACUAUCGCUUCAAUAAGUCUCAAUUGCGACUUGCCUCUAGAAAAGUUUUACAAUGUUGCCUCAUUUUUUAUCAGAAAUUUAAUAAAUCAAGCCUAUCUGAUAGAAAGAAUUGAAUUCGCUCAAGGCAUCAUUAAGCUUGGCUAUUUGAACUGCAUUAAUGAGUUGAUCUAGAAAUGCAUGAGACUUUUAGAGCACGAUACUAAGCUUCCUGCCAAUCAGUAAAACCCAAUCUCAAUUGAACUCUAUUAAACUGUGAUUGAGCAGUGCUUUGUCAACCUCAGUGAAUUAUUCCACUUUAUUGAGCAUGGUGAUUUAUUAAAGCAAUUAACAUAGUCUGAGCAUACUCAAUAGUACUUCUAGCUUUUACUGAACUGCUAGACAUACCCAUACAUGACUGUGAAGAUAUUCAGACAAAUCUCAGUGUUCUUUAAAGAAAUGUCCUCUGAUAACACCUAUGCCAAGAUCUUUUACUCUCAACCAUUUUGUGAAUUUAUUAAGACAUUCGCUGCAAAUCUAAACGAGGACAAUUGCGAGUUUGUAUCGAACUUGAUUGUAUUCUUUUACAAUGUGCUAUUCAACCAAGGUGGGUUUCAACUAGUGCAUUAGAAUAUGGAGGUUAUUAAUGCUGUGAUUGCCAAAAUAUUCAGCUAUCAUACCCCUCAGCAAGUAUUCAUGAAGGAAUUUAGUUCUAAAUACAAACCAGCUGAUAAGCCAGUUGAUGAGAAUGGAAAGUAAAAAUAAAAAGAUGCUGAUGAGAAUGAAGAUGAGAAUGAAGACAUGCUAGACGAGGUAGAAGAGGAAGAUGAUAAUGAAGCAGAGUUGAAGGAAGUAAAGGAAGAUAAUGUUGUUAAGUCAGUGGAAUACAGACUUUGGAAAUCAUUAGCAAGAUCUAAUUAAAGCGUUCUGGAUUUGCUUUGUGAGAUCAUUGCUCUUUCUUCAAGUGACUAAGAUGAUGAUGAAUUUGAAGAAAUAGACGAUGAUGAGCCAGCAAAAGAUAGUAACAAUGAGAUUGUGAUUGAUACUGAUGUCAUUAAGAAGUACUGUGCUGAUCUAAUUUUGAGUGGUGAUUACUACAGUAAGAUUUUACAAAGAGCUGAAGCGGUUCCUUAGUAUCUUGGCUUGCCAUAAGAGAUUGAAACACUAAUGAAUGAAGUUUAGGAAUCGUCAUUUGGAUUACUACUGAAUGUGAUUUAAAAUCUUGGGAGCUUGAUUAAUCAAGACAUGAUUUAUCCUUUAAUUGCUUCAGUCAAAGGUACAAUUGAUUUGAAUCUAUACAAAUGCGAGGAAACUUUAUUUGAGAGUCUUAUGCAAAUAACUUUAUUUGUUUUGAACAAUGAUCAAUCAGGCUUGAUGAAGCCAUACCUAUUUGAGUAGUUAUUGGAUCCACUAAUAAGACUCGGGAACUAUGUUCAACUUCCUGAAAUAAAACAGCUUUGUGUGAUGGCUUUGACCCUUCUAUUAUCAACUGAAUCAUCUCAUAGCAAAUCAAUUCUCACUACACCUGAAAAUAUUCAUGUUGUGUCUGAAAUUUUGAUAAGUUCUUGCAAAUCAGGUAAUCUUUUGUUAAUUGCCCAUGCAAUAAAUGGAUUUUUUGACAUUUUCUCUGAGGCAAACUACAACUAAAGCUUAGUAGAAAAGCAAGUUCUUGAAAUGAUGAGAGCAGGAUUAUCAGCUUUAGAAUAACUUUAUGUUUAACAAAGUAAAGCUAAGAUAUAUAGCAAAAAUGAGUUGAAGUUCGCGAAAGAAUCUAUUGAAAAUUUACCUAGCUUUAUUGACUACAAGGUUAAAGAAAUGGGUCUAUAGUGA
This is a messenger RNA of Stylonychia lemnae, 1845 nucleotides long. The record is from the annotation of a GenBank genome assembly. NCBI's taxonomy places the organism in Eukaryota, Ciliophora, Spirotrichea, Sporadotrichida, Oxytrichidae.